This is a messenger RNA of Viridothelium virens, 2019 nucleotides long. The record is from the annotation of a GenBank genome assembly. Lineage: Eukaryota; Fungi; Ascomycota; Dothideomycetes; Trypetheliales; Trypetheliaceae.
AUAUCGAUACGGAGAACUCUGACUCUGAGAUUGAACUUGUCCCCGGCGCCAUUAGAUCUUAUACGGCUGCCCAUGAACAUGCUGCAGACAUUCGAGCCGUAGCGCAGUUUGAAAGGCUGACAUUAGCGGUAGAUGGAUGGGAUCUCAGUACGACUCGGUAUCAAUACAAACAGCUUAUUGCACCUGACGAGUUUCGACUUUUGCGCGUCUAUCCUUGGGAGAAACAUUCACAGACAGAUGAUGGCGACUUAAUGCUCCGCUGCGAGCUCAUCCAUGUGAGCCUGAAUUCAUCGCCUAGCUGUGCUGCCGUUUCAUAUACCUGCGGGAAUCUACUCGAGUAUAGUCCAAUUUUUCUUCAGGGACAAGAUGGACAGCAUCACAUUAUGAUCACCAAUUCUUUGUUCGCCCUUAUCUCCCGAUUGAGUAACGACGAGCCUUUAGAUAUUUGGGCUGAUCAGAUCUGCAUAAAUCAGCAUGAUCUUGAUGAGCGAGGCAACCAAGUCAAACUGAUGGGACGAAUUUUUAAAGAAGCAGAGUACACCUUUGUGUGGCUUGGAGGCUCUGACGAGAAUACCGACGUCACCUUCAGUCUAAUCGAUAAGCUUUCCUGCGAUGGCCUUGCUCUGGUUACGGCAUUCGAUCUGUUGCAACAAGGGGAUCUUGAUACUCUCCAGAAACUUCUCCGUACCCGUAGCGUCGAUUGCGAUAAUACUAAUCCAGGUUGGACCGCGAUUAAAAACUUAUCUCUGCGGCCCUGGUUCACGCGCCUUUGGACUUUUCAAGAGUUUGUUGUCUCACAGAAUGUCGUCUUCUUAUGCGGCAGGCAUCAUUGUUCUGAAUCGAACUUGCUUCGAGCAUUUUAUGCCACCCAAUUGGUCCUUAACAAUUGGACAGGAGGCAUGCUGAAUACUCAGUUACUAUUUUUACGUAGAAGCCGCUAUUUGCAGAAGCUUUAUAUCCCAUUGUUGAAUUUACUUUUGGAUAUCGGUGAAAACGAAUACCACUGUACGGACCCCCGUGAUCGGAUCUAUUCUUUGCUUUCCCUUCAGAUAUCUGAUUCACCAUGCGUUAUCGAUGUCAGCUAUAACACUUCCAUCACCGAACUAUUUACGCAGUCUGCGCGAGAGAUAAUUAAGAGUUUGGAAACUCUAGACGUUUUCUCCUGGAGGCGUUUUAGCAUGCUGGAUGGCCUUCCCUCAUGGGUGCCGGACUGGAGCCGUGGUAUGUCAGGGUACCAAUCUCUUAACGAUAGUCGUAUGAGCUUCUCCAGCUCUUGUGGCUUGAAGCACAUAUUCAAAGAGUCUCCGAAAGAGCUUCUUUUUGUCAGAGGAAAGAUUGUUUCAACACUUGCGAGAGUGGCGUCGCACAGAUUCUCGGAAUAUGCAGAGCAGUAUAAUAAUAGAGAUCUCGAGUCUUUCCUUGGAUCUACUACCCUAAUGCCUCAGGUGCUCAAGGCGCUUGAUCAAAAUCAGGAUAAGGAUCACUCGAGGAUAGAAGGAGAAAGAACGCAUUGGAUUUGGCUGAUUGCAACAACCGUCACCGCUGGACGCUUUGAGCAGGAAGAUGAGGCUAGUCUCCACACAGAUAAAUCUGAAUAUGGGACUGAGAUUGCCGUCGUCAUUGAACGUUGUGGUCCUUCAUUUGUCCGGUCAUUGCGAAAAUGCUUCGGAAGGAAAAUUGCAAUGUUGAACAGUCAUGCUAAUCCAUUAGGCCUCGUUCCUGACUUUUCCCGAGCAGGCGAUCUUGUUUGCUUACUGAAUGGCUCGACAACACCUAUGAUUAUUAGAGCAGAUGGCGAUUAUUAUGAAGUGAUUGGAGAAUGCUAUGUAAAUGGGAUCAUGUACGGUGAAGCUGUAGAUUGGAGUCAAGAAGAAGGAGAUCUAUUUAUAAUCAAGUAGAAAAGUUUAGACUUUGAGAUCAAGGAAUGCACACAAGAAGUGCUGUAGAAUGAUUACUCUAUCAGAAGUAACUGUGGGAGUUCCUUCAAAUUUCGGAACACUAAAGAGAAAGUCAAUCAAG